Molecule: messenger RNA, 3081 nt
Organism: Ogataea polymorpha
Lineage: Eukaryota; Fungi; Ascomycota; Pichiomycetes; Pichiales; Pichiaceae
Exons: 1
Coding region: 1-1365 (454 amino acids)
Biological process (GO): proteolysis
Molecular function (GO): serine-type endopeptidase activity; monoacylglycerol lipase activity
Source: RefSeq, a predicted model, not a curated record
AUGGACAUGGUGGAACAGGUUCUCCAGGAGUGUUUGCAAUCUAGCGAAGACCGAAUCCACUAUUUAAAGCCCUCGUCUUUCGGGUCCUUCAAAACCUACGACGGUAUCAAGGUUAAUGGAGACCGAGUGAUCAAGGAUAUAUUUGAUGCGAUUGAAAAUUUGAAGAGCGAUGAGGAUGUGGAAGUCAAAAAGAUCAGCGUGGUGGGAUACAGUUUAGGGGGGCUGAUUGCGAGGUACUGUAUUGGAGAACUGUAUGAGGUUGGCUUUUUCGACCGCAUCGAGCCUACAGUGUUCAGCACGUUUGCAUCGCCGCAUCUUGGAGUAAAAUUCUUCAGGACAUCUCGGAUUCUCGACAAGGCGAUGAAUUUUCUUGGUAGCAGACUCGUGGGACAGUCGGGAAGAGACUUGUUCAUUUACAAGUCUGAUCUGCUUCCACAGUUGGCAGACAAAAAAAGCAAGUACUUCAAAGGUUUGUCCCUAUUCAAGGUCAGGAUACUGCUUGCCAAUGUACGCAACGACAGACUUGUCAGCUUUGCUACCUCGUACAUCUCCAACUACAAUCCGUUUGAAUUUUGGGAAAACCUGGAGAUCAAAUAUGUGGAUGGGUUGCCUUCGGCAAGGGUGCUAGGCAGAGAGUACCCGGUUCGAGUUAUAGAUCUGAAGGGAACGAUCUACCACCCAGAAUUGAAGAAGAGUGCAGAAGUUGACCAUCUUCAACGAACCCGCAAUGUUGCCAUUGGAGUUAUGAUGAUGCUCCUGCCGUUUGUUCUGCCGGUGAUCUUUGUGGCGAGUGUAUUUGGAACUGUGAAAAGUGCGAUAAGGAAGUCGCUUCUCCAGGAGUUCGACCACGGAGGUGCCUGGAGGACUUUACAGGAGCGAUUGGAGGGCAACAAAGCGCGGCACCAUAGCCAAAAAAGAGAGCAUGAGGACCCACUGGCCGAGGCAACACAGGAGAUUGUCGAAAACACACUCCAGGAGCUGUCUGCUGAGGAUCAGGGCGAUAAGGAGGAGUCAUCGACAGACUCGGUUGCAGGACCCGAAUCACUUAUAGAUACAAACCCGAAGCAGGUUGAGUUUGACGCCGAAAAGGCUGCCCAAUGUGUCGAAUCCUUGAUAAAAAAGAUGGAUGUUGGCCCGUUGGCAGAACUUCCCUUGACAGACAAGCUCGAACCGCUGCCAUACGAUGAUAAGCGCACCUUGAUGUGUGCAAAUUUGAAUGAGCUCGACUGGAUCAAAAUACCCGUCUACGUGAGAUCUCUCAACGCUCACGAGGGCAUUGUUGCACGGCGUGGGCUCAAGAGAACAGCAGCCGGCGCUCCGGCACUGUAUCUCUGGGGAAUACUCUUCAAGCAAAAGUCAGAGUGAAAUACCUAGUCUAGAUGUUAUUUACACAACUUGCUAAUAUCCUUUUUUGCGCUAUUGUAGCGUAACGUAGUUGGCAGGGAACAGUCCUCUUUCGCCAUUACAGGAUCCCAGCCACCAGUCUUCGUCGACCUGCUCGAUUUCUGUAAUGAUAUCCUGCUCUUUGAAACUGAUUUCGUUGUCCUCCGUAGCGUCAUAGUCGUACUCUGCGACGGCAGUCAACCCUUUAGAAGUUUCUGGUUCUGGUUCUGGUUCUGGUUCUGGUUCUGGGACCUGUUCAGCAGCUGGUUCUUCGUCCUUUUUCUCGUUCAGGACAACGUAUGUGGCAGGGAAGAGACCGGUUUGGCCAGCAGCAUUGGUUCCGAGCCACCAGUCCUCGUCAACAAACUUGAUGUCGACAAUAACCUCACCCUCGGCGAAUCCAAUCUCGUUGUCUUCAGCUGCCUCGUAAUCGUACUCCGCGACUGCCGUUGGAGCUGCCGAUGCAGCAGCAGCAGGACGUGGUGUGGUAGGAGGAGAAGGCGCGGACUUAUUUUCCUGUUCUGGCUCAGUUUGAUUCUCUUCUUCCUCUUUCGCAACAGUCCUGACUGGAGGAGGUGGGAACGAGGAUCUCACUGGAGGAGGAGGAAAUGCUGGCUUAGGCUCAUCUUCAGUAUUCAGGGCCUCCAGGUUGGCCCUGAUAUCGUUGACAUGCACGUUGAUCUCUUCUUCAGACACAGCAUUCACAGGUUUGGAAUCAGUCUCGACGUCCUUGAACUGUCCUUUCUUUUCAGCCCAGAGCUGAGCUGGGGUCUUGCCGUUAGUGGCCCCGAAAUUGCGGUUCAGGCCAGAGGAGACAUGCUCGUCCCUCUUUGGAGGAGCACCGAAGGAAGGUUUCGAGCCAAAAGAUGGCUGGACAACCUCCUGGAAUUUGGAAGCAACAGAGUUUGUCACUUUUGGUUUAGGUAGAGAAGACAGACGACCGUCUCCCAGACUCACUGAAACAGUGGCCGGUUGCGAGCUGGUCGUUUGUGAUGGACCCUUUCUCAGCGUCUCAAUGUCGACCUUUGUUGGCUUGUAUGCUGAAGGAAGAGUCUCCAACGGCUUUUUGCUAAAGUCUCUCUCCUGGAUUUCUUCUUCUCCACCCCAUUCAUCGUCUUGUUCAGCAGGCUUGGCUGAAACAGGAGUGGAAGCCGGUCUUAGAGGAGUGCCUAUAGCAGGCUUGGCGGGUGCUGGCUGUUCUGUCUUGGCAGGCUUAGGAACAGGCUUUGGGGCAGGCUUGGUGGUUUUAGGAGCAGAAGACUGUUGCAGCGAUUGGAUGGAAUACCUGGCACCGGAAGCAUUACUCACAGUCUUCAGCAGGUCGUCCACGUCCAGGUCGUCAGGAUCUCUAGCAGUCACCUGAACGUGGUAAUGCAAGAUCCUGCCGACUUCGGCCACGUUAUUUGAAAACGAGACCUUGCUUUUCAAAGGAGCAGAAUCUGGACACCAGCCAAGAAGCAAAAUCUUUUGCACGUCAGAACCGUACGGAUUGACACGAAUGUAACCGAAUUGGACUGCUCCUUCUUCAAACUCGGUCACAAACUCAUUGAUGUCUCCGUCGCCUUGGACAGUAGGCUUGAGAGAUGAGUCUUGCUGGGUGGUGUAAAUGACAUAGGACAGCUCACCGGAGAUGAGUUUGUCGUAAUUCUGCUUGAUCUCCUUGCUGUAAGUGGCUAGGUCGAGUCUCUCCAUUGUGCG